GUCGGCCAUUUUGGUUACUUGACAGAGGGGAUUUAUUUUGUAUAUAUGUGUCAUCAUCAGGACGUUUGGAAGGACAUUGAGGUUGCCAUUUCUUCAGAAAUGAGAAUGGCCCAUCCGUACAGUCCUGUGUAAAUGGAUAACUGGCUCAGAUUGAUAAUUAUAAGGCCAUUUUCCAGGGACCCAAGGGCACUGAUAGAUAGGUUCGGUGCCUUGAAUGACCCCGAUAUUUGCCAGAAAACACCGGUGUACGGGUCGGUUUGUGCUGAUUAACGUCGUUUUCCAUUGAAUGAGGGUGUUGUUCUUAGUUGGAUCUUCUAUAACAAGAUCUAUGAUAUCGCUUAGCCCCAGGAAACGUCAAUUUCCGUCGCAUCUACCUGUUCAUCUCGAGUAAUUAUAUUCAACAUGUCGACCCGAGCACCUCUUCAAACCGUGCACGAAUCGGUGACAGUCGAUCAUCAUUCAAAAGAUGACAAUGCAAACCCUCGUAUUACGUCGUCCAGGAGUCGAACCGCAGACGAGCCUCACAUCGGCAAAUACCGGCUGAUAAAGACCAUCGGCAAAGGAAAUUUUGCAAAAGUGAAACUAGCCAAGCAUGUGCCAACAGGACGAGAAGUGGCUAUCAAGAUCAUUGACAAGACACAGUUAAAUCCAUCAAGUCUACAAAAGCUGUUUCGAGAAGUAAGGAUCAUGAAGUUACUGGAUCAUCCCAAUAUAGUGAAAUUAUUCGAGGUAAUAGAGACGGAAAAGACAUUGUAUUUAGUGAUGGAGUAUGCUAGUGGAGGUGAGGUCUUUGACUAUUUGGUUGCACAUGGUAGAAUGAAGGAAAAAGAAGCACGUGCCAAGUUUAGACAGAUUGUGUCCGCUGUACAGUACUGCCAUCAGAAACACAUUGUACACAGAGAUUUAAAGGCAGAAAAUUUGCUUUUAGAUGGUGACAUGAACAUCAAAAUUGCAGAUUUUGGUUUCAGCAACGAGUUUGUACCGGGUAACAAAUUGGACACAUUCUGUGGAAGUCCACCAUAUGCAGCCCCUGAACUUUUUCAAGGGAAAAAGUAUGAUGGGCCUGAGGUGGAUGUAUGGAGUUUAGGAGUAAUUUUAUACACACUAGUCAGUGGUUCCUUACCGUUUGAUGGUCAAAAUUUAAAGGAACUGCGAGAAAGAGUGUUGCGGGGGAAAUACCGUAUACCUUUUUAUAUGUCCACAGACUGUGAAAAUUUGUUGAAAAAGUUUUUAGUUUUAAAUCCUACCAAAAGAGCUAGUUUAGAGAAUAUAAUGAGGGACAAGUGGAUGAAUAUAGGUUAUGAAGAUGAUGAACUAAAACCCUUUAAAGAGCCUCCAGCAGAUGUGCUCGACCCAAUCCGGAUAGAAAUCAUGGUAAAUAUGGGAUAUAGCAGAAAAGAUAUAGAAGACUCCAUAACAAAUCAGAAGUAUGAUGACAUCCAAGCUACUUAUUUACUUCUGGGACGCCGCUCCUCUGAUUUGGAGGGAAGUGAUCGGUCUGGGAGUAGCCAAUCCUUGCGCCAUUUACCAUUAUCAUCAUCCAAUCGACCUCAUAGUGAAAAUACUGCAAACAAUAACACUUCUCCCAACAAAGUGACACGCAGUCAGUCUGCCACGACGAGUUCCGGCCAGGGUCGCAGACGAUACAGUCAAGGUGCAGAAAAUAAUGGUAGUAUCCGACGCACAGCAGGACCUACAAGUUCACAGUCCUCGUCUCAUUCACGACGACAGAAUGCGAUAGACACAUCAACGACGAAGGAGAACAUCAUAUCAGGGAGAAAAACACCAUCAGGAAGUUCCUCCAUGGAGUCUCCCAAGGUUGGCAUCAGUUCUUCUACUCCAACUCGGGCUACUAUGCCAAAGAAACUCAGUGGAUCAUCUUCUUCAUCAACCCCCAAGAACAGUGUCAUCAGCAGCAUUCCGCGUCGGACAGGUCGCAGCGAAACCUUUAGUCCAGGCGACGCCCGUGUUCAGACCCCUGCUGAGAAAACCCGCGCUACUAAUGGUCAGGAUGUUAGGAGUCAACCAACAGAACCUAGCCCUAUGACCAAUUCUACAACCCCUUCAUCAUCAGAAGUACCUUCAGUCAGACCCAAAGGGCAUGGCCAUGUCAAAUCUGCAAGUUUAAGUCAGUCUCAAACUUCGCGGGUUACAGACUUGCCUCCCUUAGAUGGUGAAUUUCGGCCAACAACUGCUCCAGGUAAAACCUCCACUGUGCCUGUCUCCCCCGCUGCUCCUAAAAGCUCCCUAUAUCGUAACACAGCCAGCAGGAAUACAUUCCAUGGUGGGCCUAUUCGGGACAGACGGCAGCGUCAAUAUAAUGGGCCUGACGGUCUUCCGUCUCAUUCUCAGGAUACCUCUGCCAUGGGCCAGGCAGGCCGUAUGUCUUUCUUAAAUAAGCUUACAUCAAAAUUUAGCAGAAGAGAAUUCAUACCAGAAAACAAUAGUCAGGGUCGGGACAUGAAAAAAAGGUAUAACACUUCAUUGUCUCCAUCUGAAUCAUCUCAACUGUCCCGAUUGCAAGGCAAAUUGUUCCGCAGGUCAGUCAAUGAGGGGCGUGAAGGUGACCCAAUCAAGCCAAGGUCGCUGCGUUUCACAUGGAGCAUGAAAACGACCAGUUCAAUGGAUCCCAACGAGAUGAUGAAGGAGAUCCGCAAAGUAUUAGAUGCUAACAACUGUGACUAUGAACAAAGGGAGAAGUUCCUCCUGUUAUGUGUCCAUGGCGACCCCAACACAGAUAGCCUAGUGCAAUGGGAGAUGGAAGUUUGUAAAUUGCCAAGACUCUCCUUGAAUGGAGUUCGUUUCAAACGGAUUUCAGGAACUUCCAUAGGAUUUAAAAACAUUGCAUCUAAAAUAGCAAAUGAGUUGAAACUUUGAUGUAAGGCCAAGGGCUGCAAGAACGGACAAGUAGGUUACCCUGGAGUGGAGGCAGGUUGUGUGGUGUCCUUAUUAACCUAAACAGCUAAUUAACCCAAGGUUCACCUAUAGGAACCACAGAAGCUGUAAAGGAAAUAAUGUCCGAUGCUGGGCCAGUACUUGAAGGAAGGACAGAUACAGUAGCCUCCUCCUAAUCAAUCACAUGUAACAUUAUCCCCUCUCCCCACAUGUAUAAUUUUUGUACAAUGUUAAUAUUGUAAAAAGGUCACUGUAAUAUAGCUAAAUUAGACACCCAAAGGCAAGACCAGGGUUUGAAAUUGUACACAUGUAUGAAAUGAGAAAGAGGAUAUCAUGAAUGUGCUUUAAUGUACUAAAUGCAGAUGAAGUGAUGAGUGUUGUUACAAGUGCAUUUCUCCUGCUAGUCCACAUGCUGUCCACAUCUUUCUCCUCCUCUCCCCACUUUCUGUCUCUGUUAUCUUUUUAAAGGUGCAAUCCUAGCUCUGAUGGCGGGGAGACUGCUAUUACAUUUUGCCUGCACUUGUUAAACAUCUACGUAGUGUUAUAGAAGUUUAGAAUUAUUUUACAAAGAAGAAAUGGCCACCUGAGUUGUAUCAUUCAUUUGUAGGAACCAUUUGGAGGUUUGGACUCAGUGAGCUGUGAACCGUUGUUAUUGCGUCAGUGUACCAGGUAUGAUCAAACUUGCUACUGAAUGUUCCCUUCGUGUUCCUCUUUGACUGUGAUACUAUGAACACAACCCUGUGUGUUUAUGAACAUCUUAAUACUUUGCUUUGUGAAUGAAGCAACUCAGUGUGUUGAACAAGAUGCAAAAAUCUUACGAUAAUGAACAAUGUACAUAAUAAACCUAAGGGCAUUUGAUAGGUGCCAAUGAAAUUAAUGAAAAAGUGUGUCAAAGAUGUUACUGAUGUAGAAAAUUAUUUGUAAUAAAUAACUUGUGUUAUUCAAUAACUGCUCGCUAUAACCGAACAUUUAUUUCUUGUUCACAAACAACAAAUUACAAUAAACCAUCGUAAUGUAACCUAAAGUUGUCAUGAUGAUGUUGUUUUGGUAGUUAAACAGUAUAUUAAACAGAUCAAUAAUUGAAGGUGAAAUGUGAACCCUUCAGUGUAAGAGUAUUUUAAUAGAGAUUUUGUUUAGAAUUCCUUUCCAACUGAUUUACUGAGGUUGGUAUAUAAUAAGAACAGUAAAGGACACUCUGCUCUGGCUAUCUGACAGCAGACCUAUGGUGCUUCAGAUUUAUAAAUCACAAUAGAAAAUGAAAUUUUAUCCUGCUUUGGUUUUGUCAGCAGCUUAUCGGUGCUUUAUUUUUAUAAAUGACAAAUUACGGUAGAACAUGAAAUAUUGCCCUGCUUUGGUUUUGUCUGCAGACUAAUAGUUCUUUUGAAUUAUGAAUCACACACUAGAAAGUGAAAUUUUACUUUGCUUUAGUUUUCUCUGCAGACAUGCAAUGUUUGACUGGCACCUCACUUACAACACCUUAGUGGUAUGACUGGGUCAAAUGUCCUACUGACACACGAUUGUUAUGUAGGUGUUAAGACGUUAGAUAUAAGAUUUAACAUUGAAAUUUUUUAUUGGUUACUUGUCUAAACUUCCGAAAAAAUGAAUAAGACACCAGUAAAUCAUUCUUUUAAGGUUAAUCUGCAUUGAUAAGAAGUAUGGUUAGUGUUCUAAAAUGUUUUAGGUGGCAGAUCAAAAUUAGACACUCUAAAGGAUUUUUUUUAAAAAUAAGUAAAUGUGCUUUGAAUGAAGAAAUACUGGGGUAUUACUGGUGUGUGUUACACGGUCGUGAUAUUGUCCACUGGACAGCAGUUAUGCACUUGUUUCUGUAUGAUCUCAGAUAUCAUCUUGCCUUGGUCUCUAUCUUCUUCAUCACCAUUGAUUCCUGACACUCCAGAUAUGUCUGCUGAUGAGAACUAAUCUGCCAUUAAGUCAUCCUCAUAAUUUCACUGGGUAUGCAAGUUUGGAUUUAAUGUGUGUUAAACAUGGAAUUUGCUUGUUGAUCAACUUGCUCGUUGUCCAUACAUGUACAGCGUUUUGUUCAGUUUUAUCUAAUUUCCCUCAACAGUCCUAGACAGUAGUAAAUCUAUACUGAAAGCUCGGCAGGAAUUUUCUUGUACUUAUUGUAGCACAACACCAGUUGCUUAAUUGUGCUACAAAUGGAUGCAUUCAGAUUGUUUGAUCUCUAAAUUUAGUGAGGGAAUGAUAAAACUUGUCAUUCUACACACAUAGAAAACUUUGAAAUUUAGAUAUUUGUUGGAGCCCUGGUUGAUUAUGCAGCAGAUCGGUCAUUACUAACAUUCCUACCAUUCUGAUCAAUCAUCUGUAACAACUUCUUCUUCCUGUCAGCUUUUCUAAAAUAGAGAAAUAGUGCAAGAAUAUUUCAAAGUUGAAACCAUAGUUUAGCCAUGUCCUGUUUUUGCCUUUAAAGAGUAGAUACUAAAAAUAUAUGAUGUAACUCUUCAGGAAUCAAAAUUUGUCAGUUCAGUAUUCACAUCUUACGGCAAAAAUUAGACAAAAUCCUGUGAUAUGGUUGGUUGGCUAUAAAUAUGCACAUGUAUGACUUCCGUGUGAACUACAUUAUCAUGGUUAUUCACUAGGUUUAAGUGGGAUGUUUCAUUGUGACAAAAUACCUAGUUGGAAUUUGUAUGAGAGCAGAUACCUGCCUCGCAGAGAGCAGAUGUGGAAAAGCGAGUAACUAAACCACUGAAUCAUGUUGAUGAAAAGUCCGGCUUGUCUGAGAGGAAGGGUGAAUGACCAGCUAUAAAACAAUAAUGAUAAAGCAGUCUUGGUGUUACAAAUGAUGCGAUGAUUUCAGUGGUAAAUACAGACCAUAAAAACCUGACUUGUUGGCCAACUGAUUAAAAGUGAGUCAGUUAUGAUUUCAGGGGUAAGGACUGACCUAUCAUUCAUAGAGAUGGUGAAGGGACUUGUAAACCAUAUGGUGUCCCUGAUAUAAGUGCAAUCCUAUUUUUGAUAUAUAAAGGUCAACAGGUCAGGUUAUUCUUGGUCUGGCUGUGCACAGUGCCACAAUGCAUAAUAGUGCAACUGUUUGAUUUUAUUUAUUAAUAUGAUUUAAGGGUAUUUUGUAUGUUAUAUUUUUAACAAUAGCUAAUAAUAAAGUAUAGAAGUGAUUCUAUAUACCUAUAUAUAUAUAGGUCAACAGUCUAUAAAUUACUGGCCUUUAACUGGAGCUGUAAAAAAACAAGUGAUUUUACAAACCUAUUUAUUAGUAAUGUAGUCAAGAGUAUACUGUUGGCGUCUAUAACCAAACGAAUGACAGGAUAUUAUACUUACAGGGAUCAGUCAGGACAAAACCUAUUUUGAUGUUUUAUUUUACUUGUCUCGUGUUGUUUCUGUUGAGCCUGUGAGGUGUUUUUUUUUGUCAUUCUGUUUUAAUGCAAGUAAUAUACCUGACCUAAUUAAUGCGAUUUAGAUACAUCUGAGAUCUCAAGAAACUGUUACAUUUUAACUGAUGUCGGUAAACACUCCAUUAGGUUCAGUUGGUGAUAUAUUGAUACUAGUAGUUGUUAUAAGACUAUCAGUCAUAAAUCACUAUACUUGUUUUAUUUUUGGAAGAUUGUGUAAAAACAAAGAACGUUUUUGAAAAGUUUAUGAGAAUUACAGACUAACCUCUACACCAGCUAGUGGAAUGCUGUGUGCUGUUGUACACUAAUAUUACUUUGUCAAAUUGACUGAAGUUCAUAUCAAAGAUUUCAAGUUUCAAAUUAUCACAUAUUCAUGUAAAUCCAUGAGAAUGUAAAAUAUACAGGCAAUCAGCUCUCAAAAUUGGUGUAGAAAUAGUGAUCCACUACCAAUUUACAGGACUGUGAAAUAGACCUGGUCUGUUACAGGACUGUGAAAUAGACCUGGUCUGUUACAGGACUCAGAAAUAGACCUGGUCUGUUACAGGACUGUGAAAUAGGCUUGGUCUGUUACAGGACUGUGAAAUAGACCUGGUCUGUUACAGGACUGAAAUAGACCUGGUCUGUUACAGGACUGUGAAAUAGACCUGGUCUGUUACAGGACUCAGAAAUAGACCUGGUCUGUUACAGGACUGUGAAAUUGACCUGGUCUGUUAGAGGACUGUGAAAUUGACCUGGUCUGUUAGAGGACUGUGAAAUUGACCUUGUUGGUUUUAUUUCUAAUUAGAAAUUGGUUCCCUGAGAGGUCGCAGUUUAAAGCUUGCAAUAAAGAUCUGUGAAAUCUGUUCCUUUUCUUUGAUUUAAAUGUUCUUGCCAAAUUGCAAGGUUUAAUGUGAAUGUGAUCUGUGUAACUGCUCACCAAGUCGGGCUGAUUAAGGUGUGCAACAGCUGUGACAGUACAGCAGUGUUUGACAUUACUUACACUAGUUAGUUUUCUGGUGAGUCAAUGCUUUCCUAGAUAUUUCGUUUCAACUUAGAUUAAUUAACUUUAUUAAACAAAUUAAUUAAGUUGGACAGUUGCCAUGAAAACAUUGUUUCAAACUAGAAAACAACUUUACUGUGAAACCAGAUGCUGUAGAGCUUUCUUACUUUAGUGUAGAAUCACUGGGUACACCGGACAGAUGGUUCCAGUCUGUUGGACCAGUGUACACUAACUGUUGUGGUGUAGUAUGGUCAAAUAGCUGUUGUAUAAGAGUAGGAAGAUGUGUUUGUGCCAAGUGCUGAGUGAUAUGGGAGAUUUGAUUAUGUAUAUCCCACCAGGGGCCUGUACACAGGUAUGUUAUGUGUGAGAGUGAGACAUGUUUGUGAUAUAUUUCAUGGGUAGGAAUUCUCCUUUUUAACACAAAUCAAAUUGGCCCACAACAUAUGGAAAACAAAGCAAUUUUCCAAGCGUGGGAGGAUAAAAGAUGCUGUUUUAAUCGUGUAAGGAACAUUUCACAUCGUUGAUCACAUAUUCCUUUUAUGACUCCUCAUCAGUACCUUUUAGUUUAUACAUGAAUAAUAGUGAAGAGACAAUUAAAAUUUUCAUGAAAUGGAUGAUAACUA
Messenger RNA from Ylistrum balloti, 7862 nucleotides. Its product is annotated as MAP/microtubule affinity-regulating kinase 3-like. The transcript has 21 exons. Gene Ontology annotation, biological process: microtubule cytoskeleton organization; protein phosphorylation; intracellular signal transduction. Gene Ontology annotation, cellular component: cytoplasm. NCBI's taxonomy places the organism in Eukaryota, Metazoa, Mollusca, Bivalvia, Pectinida, Pectinidae. The coding region runs from base 403 to 2877 and encodes 824 amino acids. The record is from RefSeq and is a predicted model, not a curated record. Gene Ontology annotation, molecular function: protein serine/threonine kinase activity; tau-protein kinase activity; ATP binding.